AGACGAGUUCGGGACAGUUGCCGCGCGUACUUUGUUACGUUCGGGUCGUUUCUUGUCGUCGGUGACUUCGAAACGAGACGAGACGAACGCGUAUAGUGAUUCCGGCUGAUGUAUUGAAAUUCAGUUACUCGGCUCAUCCUGUCCGUGCUGCUAGAUGAACGCGUUUAAAAAUUGAAAUCCAACACCGAGCCUGCUGCAUCCUGACUGGACAACCGUCCGUGAAUUGUUCACAAAUUUCAUUAGAUCAAAGAGCGUUACGCGUGAAAUGUUGGAACCUUAGAACGAUCUCGUAAUUAUUCCACUGUACAUUUCAUGGGAACGGGACAGCUGCUGUCUGAAACAGAAUCAGAGGCGAGAAACAGGGAAUGAAUGUUACGUUUUACGAAUAACUGCGCGGGAUCGGUUCAAAGGGUGAAACGGGUCCGUCUGUGAGAGAAGAAAUAUUCUCUUUGUCCGGUGGAUAAAACGGGCUCGCUGGACCAGAAUCUCACCCGCGGGUCAGCGAAGUGAAGCCGCCGCGAGAAUCGGAAAUUCGAUUGGAAGGGACGCGUUUGUCAUCCAUUGAACUUUUAUCAGCGACGGCAAAAGCCACAGAGAAGAAAUGAGGCAGAUCAGGAACGGGGAUUCGGUCCACCGUCGGCGGCGUUGCGUCGAUUUAAGAUGAAAUCUGCUGGGAACGUAAAGAAAAUCAAGAUGGAUAAUUAGGCGAAACAUGGACGCGGCUAAUGCCAUUAAUAACAACACGCGGGAGUUCUGUAGGUACAAGAAUUUUGUGCCUCCCGAUGGCGAACUGUGGUGCGAACCGGUGUGGGAUUCACUGCUCUGUUGGCCGCCAACUAAAGCGUCGACGACGAUCAAGCAGAGGUGCCCGUUCGAGGAUGGAUUCGAUACGACCAAAUCGGUGGAGAAGAAGUGCGGGUAUAACGGACGAUGGGAGGGGCACAACGGCACCAGCAACGAAGACUCGCCUCACGGCUGGGCUAACUACACGACGUGUCUCACGCCGGAAAUGCUCAGGCUACACGGGAAGGUCUACAACAAUCCCAUCGAGGGCAAUAUGAAAAUGGACAUUGCCGAGAGGACCCGGACGUUGGAAUUCGUCGGAUUGAGCAUCUCUCUGGUAGCAUUGCUUGCAUCGCUCGCCAUAUUCUGCCGGUUCAGGUCCCUGCGGAAUACCAGGACCCGAAUACACAAGAAUCUGUUCGUCGCCAUGGUCGUCCAAGUCCUGAUUCGAUUAAUAGUGUACAUAGACAUCGAAAUACUCAGGAGGAAGACUUACGGCAUUCAACGUGGCAUUGGGAACACCCCGGUGCUCUGCGAGGCGAGCUACGCCCUCCUCGAGUACGCAAAAACGGCCAUGUUCAUGUGGAUGUUCAUCGAGGGCUUGUUCCUGCACAACAUGGUCACUGUUACGGUAUUCCAAGAGAAUUCCUACUACAGAAUGUAUCGCUUCAUCGGUUGGGGCUGCCCGGUCCUUAUGACCCUCGUCUGGGCCGUCAUCAUGGCAUUCUAUUAUCAUCCGAAGUCAAAAUUCUCCAGAUGCUGGACUGGAUAUAAUUUGUCUUCCUACUUUUGGGUUCUGGAGGGUCCCAGAUUCGCGGUAAUAUUGCUCAAUUUUCUGUUCCUGCUGAAUAUCGUAAGAGUCCUCGUGGUGAAACUCAGACAGAGCCACACAAGUGAGAUCGAGCAAGUGCUAAAAGCCGUGAGAGCAGCUGUGGUGCUUCUGCCUCUGUUAGGCAUCACCAAUGUGCUUUUUAUGAUCGAAGCGCCGCUGCACAACGUCAAGAAAUUCGCUGUAUGGUCCUAUUCAACGCAUUUCCUGCAGUCCUUUCAAGGUCUUUUCAUAGCUACACUUUAUUGCUUCAUGAACGGCGAGGUAAGGCUCGCCUUGGAUAAAACUAUUUCCGUCUAUCUUUCCUUAAGAGGAACCGAUCUACAGGCAAGGAGACAGUCGACCUUCAGCGGUUGCCAGCCCCAAAGAAUUGCGUCGGUGAUCGAGAUGGAGGAGGAUGAGAUGAGGUCGACCGGAUGGAUAAGACUGUGCUGUCGCGGUGGUAACACUCCACCGCCGGACCGACCUGCCGAAACAGCAGUCUGACCGCGGAGCCUCCUUGGACUCCUCGACGUUGGAGAAAAGCUUCAGGGUCACCUUCGCACCGUGAACAGACUUUUCAGCUUUCAACAGUUGUGAAAUUUCGAUGAACCUGGUCGAAUAAUGACUAUGCAAUGUGGAGCACAUUUAUUUCUGUUGAGAAAUGAAAAUUGAUAGGAACGAAUCUGUGAUCAUAUGGCAAUUAAUGAUGCGUUUAUUAAUCGAUUAAUGAAUUAAUCUAAUUUUUAAAUUAAAAUCUUGCCAUCUGAUAGCAGAGGACGAUGUUCAAACACGUGUGAGUGUCUAGAAUCAUAAAAUUAUUUGCGAACAAUUGCGGUAGAGGAUUUUCAUUGCAAUUUUUAUAUGAUUUAUAAUCGAUGGAAGAUUGUAUCGGUUUGUUUCAUGGGAGAGGAGAGUUAGAUUUAAAUGGAUAUCGUGUGUAUCGUCGUUUACUGUAAGAAUUCUCUUUAACAAUCGGUGGACUGAUCGAGUAUCUAAGUGUAACGUUUGCAAGCUUUGUUAAAAGUCGCAAGGUAAUAAUUAGCAUAGUAAUCCUGGCUAAAAUCAUCGCUUGGACGACUUUCCAGCUGUGCGUUUUUUAAACAUGUGAAUAAAUAAUCGUGAGAGACGUUUGCUCUUUUCUUCCA
Messenger RNA from Ceratina calcarata, 2739 nucleotides. It is a transcript of the gene Pdfr, whose product is annotated as Pigment-dispersing factor receptor. NCBI's taxonomy places the organism in Eukaryota, Metazoa, Arthropoda, Insecta, Hymenoptera, Apidae. Gene Ontology annotation, biological process: adenylate cyclase-modulating G protein-coupled receptor signaling pathway; cell surface receptor signaling pathway. The coding region runs from base 713 to 2098 and encodes 461 amino acids. Gene Ontology annotation, cellular component: plasma membrane. Gene Ontology annotation, molecular function: G protein-coupled peptide receptor activity. The transcript has 14 exons. The record is from RefSeq and is a predicted model, not a curated record.